CCAUCACUUAAUAUUUCUAAAAAUUGCUACUUUAUUUUUCCUCAUAUUGACUUUCUUCUUGAAUUAGUAGUAUUGUUUUAACAUUUUUCUUUUAAUUUUCAACACUUUUUUUUGUAAAUUGUCUUAUAAUAUUCUGAAUUUAUUCACAUAUUAUUUUUGACUUAAUUCUUGUAAUAUUCGAACUUUUUCCAUAACUUAAUAUUUCUAAAAAAUGCUACUUUUUUAUUUUUCCUCAUAAUAUUUACAACAUAAAAUUCAGACAUUUUCUCAUUAGAUUACAAUGUUUUUCUUCAUAUUUUUGACUUUAUCCUACCGGCGUCAAGCCAGUGGUUCGACCCCAAAGCAGCGACGACAACAAUGGUUCAUGAAGGCCUGAUUCCAAUUACUCCCAGGUGUGCUCAGGUGGCUCCGCCCCCUUCAUGACCAGCAGUGCACUCCAAUACAGAGCAGAUAGGUGGCAGCAGAACAUGACAGCGGGCCACAAAUGGCCCCCGGGUUGCAGUGUGUUCACCCCUAAAGUAGCUGAAAGGUAAGUAGAAUUUUGUAACAAGCAUAAACGUGUACCACUUCUAUUACUACAAUUUUCCGUUGAAAUACUGAAUUAACAUGAAGUUAUUUUGGACUAAGGUUGUAAGACAACAGAAUGUGGGUACUGAGUGAAUACUUUCCAGAUGUAGAGUACAUCGUGUAUACAUUCAAUGCAUUGGGAAAUACUAUGUAUGGUGUAUGGAAUGUUUCUUGUGCUGUCUUGUCAUUGCUGUGUUGAUCAGAUGUUGGCUGCGACUGGACCUGAUUCAAUGCUGUGACGCAGAUAAGACCCCCCCCCCUCUUCACACACAUUCCUUUUCUUGCACCCCCCACCUCCCACUACCAUUACUUGUCACUGUUUUUUUUUUCCAUGUACCACUUUCUGCCCUUGUUUCUUGUUCAGUGUGCACUAAAAUCUGAUACGGAUUUGAGUUUUUAGGUAGAAGGAACUGGAUUUUUUAUUGUGUUUCAGAGAGUAGAAUUCCACUUUUUACAGAAAAAAAAAUCUAAAAAUGCAAUGCAGUAUGGUGUAGUUUUAAAUAGUACAUACCCCGUUGUGGAAUGUACACAAUGCAGCUAAAAAUGAUUACGCCUUCACUUUUUAAAGUCGUUUUUCAAUUCUGUUAGUUAUCUAUUAUUAUUAGUUAUUAUUAGUCUGUUAGUUAUCUAUAAGUAUUUUGUACAUGGCUGCAUUUGAGCCCUUUAGGGCCCUUUAAAAAUGUAGUUAUAACCCCCCCCCCCUCCCCAAACGUUAUAGCUAAACUUCACUCAUGGAAAUUCCCUUAUAUAAUGUUAUAUUAUAUAAUGUUAUGCCCUUUUUGUUUUAUAAUAACCCCUGAUUUUUUUUUUACCAAUGAGAAAAUAAUGCUUUAUUUUACAAAAAAAAUUAUUUGGGGGGGGAAAACACUUUUACCCUGAGGUCCCCCUCAUAAAUAUAGUAUAUUAUAAUAAUAUUAAUAUAAUAUAUAUAAUAUAAUAGGGAGUGUGAAUGGUUGUUUGUCUAUAUGUGCCCUGUGAUUGGCUGGCCACCAGUCCAGGGUGUACCCCACUUCUCGCCCGAAGACAGCUGGGAUAGGCUCCAGCACCCCCCGCGACCCUCGUGAGGAAAAAGCGGUAGAAAAUGAAUGAAUAUAAUAUAAUAAUAUUAUAUUUAUAUAAUAUAAUAAUAUAUUCUAUUAAUAUAAUAUAUAUAAUAUUAUAUUAUAAUAAAAAAGACAAUACAGUUCGUACUUUGUCCUUUUGAAUUCCUGAUAUUUCAGAUUACAGAUUUAAAUGUAAUUUAAACGUGCCUGAGCGGAAGCGGGUUUUAUUUUGAAAGAGCGUAGCGGAAGUUGUUACAUGCUUUACACGGGAAUGCCCUCGUCCCCUCUGCUGCUGCUGCUGCUGCCGCUUGUAUUGGAGAGGAGAGUCUCCUUUAACAAACCAUAUCGCGUCACCGGGAUGCGGCUGCUAGCCGGUCUUCUUCUCUUCUCACCUCCACCACAAGUCCGCCUAAUUUAGAUGAUGACGGUGCCGGCCCACCAGCGUUUCCUGAUCUUGUUCGACUUUGACGAGACCAUCAUUAACGAGAAUAGCGACGAUGCCGUCUUGCAGGCUCUGCCGGAUCAGCAGCUUCCCGAUUGGCUGAAGAACAGCUACCGCGAGGGCCACUACAGUGAAUACUCGCAGCAGAUUCUGGCCUACAUGUCUGAACAGGGUGUGUCCCCCGACGCCAUCCACUCGGCGGUGGAGAGGAUCCCACCCACUCCGGGCCUCCUCAACCUCCUGCAGUUCCUGCAAAGCCACCAGCAAGACUUUGAGCUAGCGGUGGUCUCGGAUGCUAACACGUACUUCAUCGAGACGUGGCUGAAGCACGCGGGGGUGCGCCACCUCUUCAGGAGGAUCUUCACCAAUCCGGCGAGCUUCAACGCCGUCGGCCGUCUCGUGCUACAGCCUUUCCACGCCCACUCGUGCCCCCGUUGCCCUGACAACAUGUGCAAGCAGGUCAUCCUCAGAGAAUACCUGGCUCUCCGUCAAAAGGAACGCGACGGUUACGCUUUCCAAAGGGUCUUUUACAUUGGCGAUGGCGCCAAUGACGUGUGCCCCUCCAUGGCCUUGGGGCCCCGGGACACGGCCUUCCCCAGGAGAGACUUCCCCAUGCAUAGGCUGCUGGUGGACCACUCACAGGAAGGCAAGUUGAAGGCCAACAUGGUAGCUUGGAGCAGAGGCCAGGAUGUCGUGGACUAUUUAAAGAAAAUCAUGGAGGAGAGAUGAUGACGAUGAAGAAGAAGAAAACGUGACAAAAAGGUGCUCUCAUCUCCCAAGAUAUCGUAUUAAGAUAUCCUGUGGUGGAACCAUUUUAAUCACUGAGACGUUGCUAACUAUUGCUAUUGCUAACCUAGACUACCGCAUUCAUUGCACAGUUUCAAACUCCGCCAAGCAACUAUCUCUCGAAAUAUUAAUAUUUUAUUUAAUAUUAAAUGCAGAAAAUCUGCAAUCAAUAGCAAUAGUAGUGUUUACCACUGUUUGUUAGCCAGCAAAGCUACUUCAAGUUCGUACGACAUAGUCAUGCUAUUUUUCCCCCCCUACUGGGGGAAUGGUUUGACCGUGUCAAACAUCAGAAAAAGAAAAUAUUUUUUCUCGCAAAAGUGGAAAAAAUAGUAAUCUGUCCAUUUGUUAGCAAACUAGCUAAUUCCUGGUUUACAGACGAUGGCGGGAAAAAAAAUUAUGUAACGUAAUUGUGUCUAUUGCGACUUAGUCAACACAAUGAAAAGAUAUAAUAUUUAAUGUAAUAAGUGGCAAAAUUGUAAGGCAUCUUUCGUAUACCGUUAUCUAUUACUGUUGUAUAAUUAUAUUAUAUUUUAUUAAUAAUUCAAUUAAUAUAAAAUCUAUUUAAUCCUUUUUUAAACCUAUUUAAACCUAUUUAAUAUAUUAAAUAAUUAUUAUUAAUAAAAUGAAUAAAUCCUAAUAAUAUAAUAUAUUUACAUAAAUACACAAAUAAUAUUAAUCUGUUAAUAGUAAUAAAAUAUUAACUGAAAAGUUUAAUUAAAAUUUAAAGUAGCCUGUUUUUCUUUAAUUAAAAAUACUUUGAAAAAUAAUAUUAUGCAUAUAUAUUAUAUAUAUAUAUAUUAUCAUAAUAUAUUAUAUGAUUCAUAUAUUUUUUUUAUAAUUUUAUGAUUAUUAUAUAAAAUAUUUAAUGUUAAUUCAAUUAUUUUUUUGUAUUAUUAUCAUUUUUAAACUAAAGAUAAACCUGCUACUUCCUGGUUCAUGGGAAAUAAUUACAAAUAUUUAUUUGCAAAGUGAAAAAAUAUGUGUAUUUACAUUUCCUAGCUAGUGGGCUACUUCCUGGUUCACGAAAAAUAAUAUUAGACAUUAGAAUAGAAGAACUGGUGUGUGCUAUUUUUCAUUCUGUUCACAAAGUGUGAAAGUUCACAUUUAAUAACACGCCACCCAAAUUAUGAAACAGACACACAGGGAAAAUAAUCACUUUUUUUUCUAAUUAUCUGAUCAAUCCCAUAAAGCAAUCAAUCACGUCUUUAUCUCAACAAGAUUAGUCCAGAACAAAACAUCUUGUAGCUGUGAGGACCGUUUCAACUCAAGAUAGACGUCCGUCUGUGUCUCCUUUAAGAGAGAUCAGAUGUUGCCUUUGAGGUCAGGUGACACCGUCACUGAUACCUAAUCUAAAACUAAUCUAGGACUUUGAUACAAGUGUAAUCUACACCACGCUAGUGCACGCAAACACUAGUGUUUGCACUUUGCCCACCGGGACUAAUAUGCUAACUAACACGUGUGCAGUAUUUAACAAGUAGUUUUCCAAAGUAUUGCAAUACUAUGAAUAAUAUAUGUGUUUAAUAUAGUGUAUUUCUACACUACAAAUGUAGUACCUGUUGAAAUAAUUACUCCCCUAGUGUACAUCAUAAUGCACUUUAAUCUGCUGAACAUGAGUCCUAAUUAAUGAAUAUAUGAGGUAUUUUUUUUAGGAGUAUUGUUUAACACCCUAAAUUCAACUCUAAUGUGCAAUAAUUACUGCAAUAUAAUGUAACAAAAGUAUGGAUAAAUAAGGGAAUAUAUUUGUAUGGGAUGUGCAACUCAUAUUUGAUUGAAUUUGCUGCAUUUUGAAUAGUAAAUUGUGUGUACAAUGCAGGUAUAAGGUAUAAGAGGAAUAUAAAGCCAUCAUGUCACCAAUUGGUUCCUGGGACUGUUUGUUCUUAGAUUCAUUUGAAGUCCCUCAGGGUAUCCUUGUUGGUUAAAUGAUGGGAUUGCGAGGUAAGUAUUUGGUAGAUGUUGCCGUGGCUUCCUCAAAGCCGGAGUAAAAUGUGUGCUUGGGUUGGACGUGACUCUUGUGGUUUGGACAGAUAAGGAUAGAAGACAACACUGGGUCUGCAUGAUAAAACACUGGA
Messenger RNA from Doryrhamphus excisus (bluestripe pipefish), 4907 nucleotides. RefSeq names its product putative phosphatase phospho1. Lineage: Eukaryota; Metazoa; Chordata; Actinopteri; Syngnathiformes; Syngnathidae. Gene Ontology annotation, molecular function: phosphatase activity. The record is from RefSeq and is a predicted model, not a curated record.